Molecule: messenger RNA, 3338 nt
Organism: Selaginella moellendorffii
Lineage: Eukaryota; Viridiplantae; Streptophyta; Lycopodiopsida; Selaginellales; Selaginellaceae
Product: pumilio homolog 24
Exons: 18
Coding region: 248-2332 (694 amino acids)
Biological process (GO): regulation of translation
Cellular component (GO): nucleolus
Molecular function (GO): mRNA binding
Source: RefSeq, a predicted model, not a curated record
GUGGCGGAUGUCACGGCGGCUGCUCCUGUGCCGGAUCCAGUCCUCCCGGCUGACGGAACUGCCUUCUCUUGAUCGGCUUUGGAGGCCCGAACGAAGAGAUUCCGUCCCUGAUUCAUGAAGAAAGAGGGAGGAUUGGAGGCGACGCCAGAGCACACAGAGCGAUCUGCCAAGCAUUCUUCUUCAUACAUCCAAACUGCCCCCAACAGAAAGUUAGGGUUAGGGUUCUAGCGAGGUUUAGAUUGCCGCCAUGGCGAAGCCAGCGCACAAGAAGAAGGAUGGCGCUUCUUCUUCUUCUGCGGCAUUGAAGCCGAGAAAUGCGGCUGGCAAGAAGAAGCGCGGCGAUUCAGGGAAGAGCAAGGGAUUUGGCGAGAAGAACAAGGGCAGCAAGGUCGCGAUUGCAAAAUCAGGGCAUUUUCAGAAGAAGCGUAGCGGUGGAGGGGAUCAAUCACGAACACCGCAAGAAAAGAAGCGAAAACUAUCGUUUAAGAAAGACGAGGGGGUAAACGAAGACGCUGCAAAGCCUUCGGACAUUCACAAGAAAUUCGACAAGAAGAAACCUGUGGAUCGCAAAGCUAAGAAGGAGCUUCUGGAGUCCCGGAAAAGGAAGCGAAAACCAAAUUUCGACAUUGAAAAGGACGUUGUCUCUCUAUGGGAGAAAAUGAGGCAGAGAAACAUAAAGGCCGAAGAUCGAUCAAGGAUUGUUUCAGAAACAUUGGCGAAGAUGAAAGGGAAAAUGGUGCAAAUGGCCAUGUCUCAUAGUUGCUCACGUGUUUUGCAAUCUUGUGUCAAACAUUCUCAAGAGGCAGAAAAAAACGAGGUUUUCCAAGAGCUCAGGCCCAGCUUCCUAGAUUUGUGUUUGAACACUUACGCUUGUCACCUUGCACUGAGGAUGAUUGACAAUGCUAAAAAGGAUCAGCUUCAACAACUUCUUUCAAUUCUGCAUGGGAAUGUUGUGCGUCUUCUUAGGCAUCCGACUGGCUCAGCUGUUGUCGAGCAUGCCUAUCACGCUGCCAGUGGUUCUCAAAAACAAGAGCUUGUAUCGGAAUUUUUUUCUCCCGAGUUCCGCUUGUUUAGAAACAUUACAAAAGGAAGGAUCAAGGAGAUGCUUUCCGAUGAACCGGCUGCCAAACGUAAAACAGUUCUGGAACACAUGACACUAAGUAUUCAACCGAUACUAGAGAAAGGAAUAGUCGACCACUCAAUUAUUCACCGAGUACUUGUCGAAUAUUUGAGUAUAGCUCCAAUGGUAACAACUUUCUUCUUUUUUGUUCAUGCUUAUGACGAUUUUGUUCAGAGUAUGGUUAGUAAUAUUGUUGACCAACUUUCGGGACCUCUUCUCGUGCGUAUGCUCCACACAGCAGAUGGUGCGAAACUUGGUGUUCUGUGUGUGCGCCAUGGAUCUGCAAAACAAAGGAAGAAGAUUAUUAAAGCGUUGAAGGGUCAAGUCUUAAAGGUUGCUCGCGACGAUCAUGGUUAUGCUGUCCUUCUGAGUGUAAUUGACGUUGUUGACGAUACUGAACUUGUGACCAAGGUUAUCAUGUCAGAAUUGGCAACAGAAAUCAGGGAGUUAAGUGUGAACAAGUAUGGCCAGCGAUUAAUUCUACAUCUUCUCGCACCAAAUAUACCGAGAUAUUUUCCUGCGGAGCUGCUGAAGACACUCAAGUCUCCAGUCGAGUUUAUUUCAAGUUCGAAAACGACAGUCGAUACUAGCGAAAAAGGAGAUGAUGAAUGCGGGGACGUAAACGAUGGUGACGACAAUACGGAGAGUGCGCGCAUUAGCAAAAAGGAUCCAUUCUUACGAAGAACCGAGCUGCUUUCGAAAAGUGGAUUUGCGCAGAAGCUAGUGGAAGCAUGUGCGACCAACGCAGGGGAGCUGUUACGAUCGCCUCUCGGGAAGGACGUCAUCUACGAGGUAGCACGCGGUGGCGUUGACGGAAUAAUGUUGAAAGCUACGCCGGAAGGAAUAUCAUCAGUGCAUAAAGCAAUAGCGGACCUAGCUGCAUUACCAAAAGACAAGAAAACAGAAGAGGAACACGUGCUGGAGCACUACCAUGCUAGCCGCACGAUCCGGAGGCUGGUUCUGGAUAGCAGCUGUCAUAAGUUGGAUGGGAGCUCGGAGUCUUUUGCGCAAAUGCUGUGGAGCCUCGCACUGCAAGGGAGGUGCACAACAUGGGCGCGAGGUCACAGUGCAAAAGUGGUAGCGGCCUUUAGAGACAGCGAAGAUCCAGCCGUGCGGCGAGUUGCAAAAUCCGAAAUUAACUCGCUCGUCGAUAGUGGAGUACUGGAGGGCCGGAAGGCUAAAGCAACCUCGGCGGACGCAGCUAAAAAGUAAAACACGAGGUAACACUUCGCAUCUAGUUCUUUCAAAGCGAGCACUCAGUGCAGUGGUUCGAGCUUACCCAUUGGCAGUCGUACAUUGUCCCGCAAUAGCAGCCAUGAUUUGUGAGAGAUCUUUUUUCGAGCCAGUUGACGAACGCGAAGCGGGAACACACUGGGCCCUGGGUGUUGCUAACGAGCGAGCGGAGGUGCAUGCACGUCGUAUCUGUGCAGGGAGGAGCCGUCCAAAAGCUGAGGCCCCACGAGAAAUCAUAUCCAAUCUGCACGAGGCACCGUGUGUAACUGAGGGGGGCGGCUGGAGGGGAGCAGUACGAUGCUCACACUUAACUCCCUGCGGUACAAGGCCCGGCUGAUGGAGCGUCGGGUCCAAGCCCAAGGGGAAAGAAGAAGAACAUCUCAUCCCGGUGGUUACAUUGGCACCGCCCUGCACACUUGCCAAUUCAGUCCAGAUUGCAAUCAAAGGCUGGGGCUGCUACUACUGGCUGUGCUGGAGUGAUUUAAGAGCAGCCAACCAGUCAAGCCAAGCUGAAAGAGGAAAAAAGGUGAGGGAGAUUCCCCCAGGAAUUCCAGCAGCCAAUCCCACAGGCAAAAAGCAAGCGAGCAGCACUGUUUUGAUGCGGACGCUGCUCACUCGCCCAGAGGAGCCCAUCACUACUGUAGCAAGGGUAGCAGCAGUGCAAUAAUGCAUGUUUGCUGUUGGUGCUGGUGACCAGUGAGCACUGUGGCCAGGCAAGGACACUAGUAGCCACACCUCCAUGAUGCAUGCUUUGCCAAUUAUGAGGGCAAUCUAGUGCAUGUGUCAGGGGGAGGAGAGAUUGCUUCAGACAGCAGGUGCAGGUGCAGAAUGCAAAAAGCAGAUUUCAGAAUUCAGAAGGUGGCUGGCUAGUUGGUUUUGAUGUUUUAAAAGUAUACAUACGGUUCUUUAGAAUACAUAGUUUUAUGUAAUCAUGCAAUGCUCCAGUGAAGAUCCACCUCUUGAGAGGUGGAACAGUGACCUUGCC